Molecule: messenger RNA, 613 nt
Organism: Candoia aspera
Lineage: Eukaryota; Metazoa; Chordata; Lepidosauria; Squamata; Candoiidae
Gene: LITAF
Product: lipopolysaccharide induced TNF factor
Exons: 3
Coding region: 63-524 (153 amino acids)
Cellular component (GO): cytoplasmic side of late endosome membrane; nucleus; cytoplasmic side of lysosomal membrane
Molecular function (GO): zinc ion binding
Source: RefSeq, a predicted model, not a curated record
CUGUUUCCCUGAGGGGCCAGGCAAGCCCCCUUCAGCUUCUUUUUGACCUCUCUCAUAGAAACAUGGCUGCUCACUCCUCAGCCCCACCGCCGACUUACGAAGAGACGACUGGCACCAAUAACUCAGUCCCGUAUCCCUACCCACCUGCAGGGGACACUGCUGUGAAAGGGGCGCCAGCCCCGCCAGCCCCACAUUACGCUUCAUACCCACCCCAGCCCUAUGGCAUGCAACCUGGACCAGCCCCAGCGAUGCCUCCUCUCUCAGUCCAGGCCGUCUACAUCCCGGGCCCGCUGGUGUUCCUUGACCGCCCCAUGCAGAUACGCUGCCCCGCCUGCAACCAGAUCAUUGUGACCCGGAUCGCGCACAGCCCGGGGGCUCUGGCCUGGCUCUCUUGUGGCGGCCUGGCCCUGCUGGGCUGCUGGCUGGGCUGCUGCCUCAUCCCCUUCUGUGUGGAGGCCAUGCUCGACGUGGAACACUACUGCCCCUGCUGCAACACCUACCUGGGCGUCCACAAGCGUCUCUGAGUGGGUCCGGGCCUCCGAUUCUGGGAGGCGCCAGGUCCCCUCUUUGCGUUACUUCGCCCAAAUCCUUUUAUGCCAUGCCUCUGGGCAGC